AUUGCCGAAACCGCGCCGAGUUUCCCUUUCUCUCCUCUCCACCUCUGCCAUCAACAACUCACACAACCACAGCAGCUGCCAGCGAGUGAGCCAGACAAUCAGAGCGAGCAUCCACAACUGCGCCAGAAUCGGCUCAUUUAAACAUACAAAGAGGCGUUUAAACCUGGACAAGGAGGCAGAGCGCACGCACGCACGCGCGCACCCUACCCUACCUAAACUUGAUGGACCCGCCGCUCAAGAGCCCCGCGUCGGCACAGAGGGAUACCUCGCCCAGCCCUCCAGUGCCGAACCGGAUCCGGCGCAAUACAGCCUGCACGAGCUGUCGCGACUCCAAGGUCAAGUGCAAUGCGAGCUACACGCCCAAUAAGCCGUGUCAACGUUGCUCUAAGCUCGGUAUACAAUGUGUCAUUGACAAGUCUCACAAGCGGAUGACCAGACGAAGCAAACUAGAACAACUCGAAAAAGAAGUCCAAACUAUCAAGAAUGCCGUCAACCCGAGCCCCGUCUCCGCCACUGGCAUCCUCCCUCCGGCCGCCUUGCCGUUGCCGCUGCCAAGCCCGAGCACCGCCUACCCCGGCGCCGCCAGUGCCUUUUCGGACCACCGGCCGCCCCCCUCCGCAUCAAGGGUGAGCCUGCCGGCCUUGUCUCCCGUUCAACAGGCCCGCCAGCCGGAGCAGGUCCCAACGCCGACCCUCACAUCGCAUACAACGCCUACAGGUCCCGCCAGACAGCCCGCGCAGCCGAGGGCUCUUGGGUCCAAGGUACUGUCUGGGGAGGAUAUCGAUUUUUACUUUGACCACUACUUUGAGCAUUUCCACCCCUACUUCCCCAUCGUUCGCUCUCAGGACCCAGACAAGCUCUAUAAACAGAGCCCCAUCCUCUUCUGGACCCUCAUCGCCAUCUCCUCGCGGCGGUACACCCGCGAUGCCGGACUCUUCCCCUUCCUCAUCGAGAACCUGCCCCGCGAAGUCUGGGCCGCCGUUUCGAACCCGCCGAUCAGCAUGUCUACUGUUGAUGCCCUGCUCGUCCUCUGCACAUGGCCCUUACCCUCCAUCCGCUUCCUCAACGACCCAUCAUCCUCUUACGUCGCCAUUGCGCAGAACGCUGCGCUGCUGCUGGGUUUGCACACGGGCCGCGGUACUCAUCCCGAGUUUUGCAUAGGGCCGAACCGGCAGACUGAUAUUACGGACGAAGAGGCGUGUUUUACGUGGAUGGGGUAUAAUAUCCAGGCUCAGAGAGUCGCCUCAAGUAACGGUUUCCCGCCCCCGGCCGGCUUCUUCAAUGAAGCCGUCAAUAGGGCCGCCGGCGGAAGAUCCCUACCUGAUGCCCUGGGCUACUUUGGCCUGCUUUACGAGAUGCAAAAGUUUUCCAACAGACUGAGCCGGACCGUCUUCUCCGUCGCCGAAGAAGGCGAAGGCGUGCCGGACACCGUCAUUCAGCUGUUGGAAGACGAGCUGAACAAGCUAAAGCAGCUACAGGCUCGACACAACUCUGACCUCGACCUCUUCACCAUCCUAGCAGUCCAAUUCGAGCUCCAAUCCUACUACUUCAUCCCCCUCUCCACCGUAGACAAACCCACCUUCCGCCACAACGUAAACCGCGCCUAUAGCACUGCCCAGGCCCUCAUCAACCUGUCAUUACGCCUCGAGUCCUCGCACCGCUUCCUCCUACACGCCCCGCAACACGUCUUCCGCACCAUCCUCGACGCCGCCGCCGUGAUAUUCGACGUCCUCGUCUCGGGCCACGCCACGGACGUCGAGCUCGCCAACGCCGAUGUCUCGGUCAAGAACGCGCAGGAGGCCCUGCGGCGAUGUUCCGUGCAGGAAGGCGAUUUCGCGAUGCGCGUACUGCGCAUGUCGGAGAGUUAUUGGAGUCUGAGGCACAUGAUGCCUAAGCUGGAGGCGCCCAUCUCGCAGUAUCCGCACCGUACGGGUGCUGUCAUCGCGUUUGGGACGCUGAGGCGGUGGAAGAAGGAGCUUGAUCAGGCGAGGGUCGGGCAGGGCGGUUCUGGUGUUGGGGUUGGUGGUGCCGGCGGUGUUGCUGGCGGAGCAGGCGGCGUUGGACAAGGGACCGGGGCGGGGGGCACGGCGUCGACGCCGGCGGCGACGGAUGCGAACGCGAGCCUUGUGCCGACGAGUGACCCGCUGCAGGAUAUCGACUGGUCGAUGCUCAUGGACGACUUCGACUGGACGGCCGGGGGCGGAGGAGAGCCGAAUUUCCUUGGUCUUUCAUAGUAGGUGUUGUGUGUCUGUGAGAGUUACGGCUAACGUCGCGUGUGUUCCCUCGAUACUUUUCUUCCCUAUUCUUUUAUCCCUUGCAAGCAAGCCGGAGCAUUUUGGUGGCUGGAUAUCUUUGCAUCAUUUUG
This is a messenger RNA of Colletotrichum scovillei, 2365 nucleotides long. RefSeq lists its product as uncharacterized. Gene Ontology annotation, molecular function: zinc ion binding; DNA-binding transcription factor activity, RNA polymerase II-specific; transcription cis-regulatory region binding. Bases 222 to 2234 code for a protein of 670 amino acids. Lineage: Eukaryota; Fungi; Ascomycota; Sordariomycetes; Glomerellales; Glomerellaceae. Gene Ontology annotation, biological process: regulation of DNA-templated transcription. The transcript is spliced from 7 exons. The record is from RefSeq and is a predicted model, not a curated record. Gene Ontology annotation, cellular component: nucleus.